CAAAAAACAACCUCGAAUCCUCGGCCGCUUUCGUCUUCGCCAUGCGCCGCAAAGCGGCGCUGGUCGCCGCGCUCGCGCUGGGCGGCCGCCUCUUCGUUGCGCCCAGCGGCGGCGGCGCUUUCCGCAGGCCGCGCCGCGGCGCCUCCUCCGGCGCCGCGCGGCGCUCCGCGCUGCCGGAGGUCUGGGACUGGGUGCCGCACUUCCAGCUGGUGGACCCCGCCUGGGCGGGGGAUUGGCAGAUGCCCUUGCCGGAGCUGGACCCCAACGCCCAGUACCUCUACGGUGCUGACGGGGAGGUGCUGCGAGAUCCCUCCAGCAAGAAGCCUCUGACGGACGACUGGUUCAACGCCGCUGUAGGCUUCCAGGCGGAGAUCGUCCGGGGCAUCGACCAGGCCUUGCGGUCUGUGGGCGUGCCCCAGGCGUUCGGAUGGACCAUCUUCCUCUGGACCUUCAUCUUCAAGCUGCUGCUGUACCCCUUGGAGAAGGACACGCUGCGGUCUUCGGCCAUGACCAAGAUGAUCGCCCCCAAGCUCCAGCAGAUCAAGGAGAAGUACAAGGACGACGAGGAGAUGGUCACGAAGCGCACCAUGCGUUUGUACGACAUCUUCGGGAUCAGCGUCUUCGGUGGGUGCCUGCCCUUGCUGAUCCAGCUGCCGAUGAUCUUCACGCUCUUCUACUGCUGGCGCCGCCUGGCCGCUGAGAAGUACGAGCACUACUACGACGGCUGGCUGUGGAUUCCUAGUCUGUCUCAGCCGAACCCCAACUUCGACUACAAGCUGGACUGGCUGCUGCAGUUCAAUGAAGCAGGCCCGGCCAUCGGCUGGGACAUCUGGGUGCGCCAGCUGAUCUUGCCGGCCCUGGUGAUCUACGUGGCCUGGCUGAAGAACCAGGAGCCCGGAAGCCCCGCAGACACUCCGAAGAAGGACGAUAAGAAGAACCCCGUGGUCUCCAACUUGCCGCUGCUGCUGACGGCUUGGCUCACCGUGGAGCUGCCGCAGAUCAUGUCGGUCUACUACUUGGCCCUGAACUUGGUGGGCUUCCUCGAGAUAGAGAUCGUCAAGGUGCAGAUCCGGGAGGAGCUGCCGGUCUUCGAGGUCUUCGAGCGCACGGGGCGCUUCCCCGAGGGCAACUUCGAUGAGACCUUCUUCCCGGAGAGCCUCCACCAGGCCAGCCGGAACGGGAACCUGCCCGCGGUGCAGCUUCUGCUGGACGAAGGGGUGGAUGUCAACGCACUGGAUGAGGCUGACACGCCGGCGCUGUGCUAUGCAGCGCUGCAGGGCCAUUCUCGAGUAGUGGUGCUGCUGUGCCUCUCAGGUGCCAACAUCCUGGCGGCCAACAAGGAGAAAAGCAACGCGCUGCACUUUGCGGCGGCCACGGAUCAGGUGGAGGUGCUCAAGUUCCUGGUGAGCUAUGGCAAGGCGAACUACAAGGAGUUUGAUCAGGAUGCGUGGCUGGAGAUGCGCACCGCGCAGGGCUUGACCAUCCGGGACUUGGCGGAGAAGGUGGCGAGGGAGGAGGGCCACCGCCAGGUGCUCGAAUUCCUCCAGGAGCUCGAGCAGGCGCCGAGCGCGCCAACGCCGGUGCUUGCGGAAGCGGCGGCCGUGACUUCCGCCCGGGCUGUCGACUGAGCGCUCGCUCGCGCCGAGCGCCUGGCAAAGCUCCUACGUCGCGUGAGAGGAAUGGACCCGCCCUGCUGAGGGUGGUUGCGGUAGCCACUCGUGUUUUUUUUCUUGUUCUUUUUUCUUUUUGCGUUGCCAGAGGAAUCCUCAGGCAUGGCUCCUGCUUCCAUUUUCUGAUUUUCCUUUUUUUGUGUGAA
Molecule: messenger RNA, 1816 nt
Organism: Effrenium voratum
Lineage: Eukaryota; Dinophyceae; Suessiales; Symbiodiniaceae
Source: the annotation of a GenBank genome assembly